Aspergillus uvarum CBS 121591 is the source of this 1470-nucleotide messenger RNA. RefSeq names its product bifunctional alcohol dehydrogenase/S-(hydroxymethyl)glutathione dehydrogenase. The transcript has 7 exons. The record is from RefSeq and is a predicted model, not a curated record. Gene Ontology annotation, biological process: formaldehyde catabolic process. Gene Ontology annotation, molecular function: S-(hydroxymethyl)glutathione dehydrogenase [NAD(P)+] activity; zinc ion binding. NCBI's taxonomy places the organism in Eukaryota, Fungi, Ascomycota, Eurotiomycetes, Eurotiales, Aspergillaceae. Bases 343 to 1470 code for a protein of 375 amino acids. Gene Ontology annotation, cellular component: cytosol.
UUCUCAGCCUCGGAUGCUCCUCCGAAGCUAUAGCAUUGGGUGUUUUGCAGGUAAAUUGUAUGAUUGUACGGUAAAAACCACCGCGCCCCUCACGACUUCUCCUCUUCUCUUCUCUCCUCCUCCUCUCAUCGCCCCCUCCCCCUCAUCGGCAAACUCCACUCCACUUCUUCCUCUGCCUGUCCGGUUCGAGCAAUUUAUUCCCGCCCGGACCGCUUUACUUUCCACCGCUUUCUUUUCAUCUUCCAUCAUCUUUCUUUUCCUUCUUAUAUCCUCCCCCCCCACCUGCCUUCCCUUGGGUCCGUCUAAGCUACUAUCUUUGACCUGAUACCCCUCGUCAUCACAAUGGCCGACACCGUAGGAAAGACCAUCACCUGCAAGGCUGCCGUCGCCUGGGGCGCCGGAGAGCCCCUCUCCAUCGAGGACAUUGAAGUCGCACCUCCCAAGGCCCACGAGGUUCGCAUCCAGAUCCACCACACCGGUGUCUGCCACACAGAUGCCUACACUCUCUCCGGAAAGGACCCCGAGGGUGCUUUCCCCGUCGUCCUGGGUCACGAGGGUGCCGGUAUCGUCGAGUCCGUCGGCGAGGGCGUCACCUCCGUGAAGCCCGGUGACUAUGUCAUUGCUCUCUACACCCCCGAGUGCCGGGAGUGCAAGUUCUGCAAAUCCGGCAAGACCAACCUCUGCGGGAAGAUCCGCGCCACCCAGGGCAAGGGCGUGAUGCCCGACGGCACCUCGCGCUUCAAGGCGCGCGGCAAGGACCUCCUGCACUUCAUGGGCACCUCGACCUUCUCGCAGUACACCGUGGUGGCGGACAUCUCCGUGGUGGCCGUCACGCCCAAGAUCCCCACCGACCGCUCGUGCCUGCUGGGCUGCGGUAUCACCACCGGCUACGGCGCCGCCGUCGAGACCGCCAAGGUCGAGGAGGGCUCCAACAUCGCCGUCUUCGGCGCGGGCUGCGUUGGCCUGUCGGUGAUCCAGGGCGCGGUCAAGAACAAGGCCGGCAAGAUCAUCGUCGUGGACGUCAACGACGGCAAGGAGGCGUGGGCCCGCAAGUUCGGCGCCACCGACUUCGUCAACCCCACCAAGCUCAGCGGCAAGACCAUCCAGGAGCAGCUGAUCGAGAUGACCGACGGCGGCUGCGACUACACCUUCGACUGCACGGGCAAUGUCGGGGUCAUGCGCGCGGCCCUGGAGGCGUGCCACAAAGGAUGGGGUCAGAGCAUUGUGAUUGGUGUUGCUGCUGCCGGCCAGGAGAUCUCCACUCGCCCAUUCCAGCUGGUUACCGGCCGUGUGUGGAAGGGCUGUGCCUUCGGUGGUAUCAAGGGCCGCACGCAGCUGCCUGGCCUGGUUGACGACUACCUGAACGGCCAGCUGAAGGUGGACGAGUUUAUCACGCACCGGGAGAAGUUGGCGGACAUCAACACUGCGUUUGAGCAGAUGAAGCAGGGCGACUGCUUGAAUACCAUCUGA